Molecule: messenger RNA, 836 nt
Organism: Scleropages formosus (Asian bonytongue)
Lineage: Eukaryota; Metazoa; Chordata; Actinopteri; Osteoglossiformes; Osteoglossidae
Product: putative defense protein Hdd11
Exons: 5
Coding region: 102-695 (197 amino acids)
Cellular component (GO): membrane
Source: RefSeq, a predicted model, not a curated record
AUAACCCACCUGCUCUCACGAGAGAGUGAGAGCGUGUGUGUGUACGUGUGUGUGGCUGUUUGUCUAUAGUUUGGCUUUCGGGGAAUCCUGCAUCGUGGAGGAUGGGUACUGUGCUGAUUGGGGUCUUGGUUCUCCAGGUGCUCUCUCAUGGGUUAGGUUUGCCUACUGGGGCCCCGACCUCUGCGUGCAAGGAUAUGAUGCCACGGCAUGCAGGGGUGCAGCCCCAGCCAGCCCCAGUCCCCUACACCAUACACACCAGCAGCCGAAGCUUCCAGGCAAACCAGCCAGUCACAGUUGCUAUUAAGGGACCAGACUAUACAGGUAUUCUGCUGGAAGCUCGCAGUGGCAACAGCGCUGAUGCCCUGGGCACGUGGCAGAUCCCUCCAGCCAACACCAGAUUCCUGCAGUGUUCACAUAACCCACAAGGAGCCAUCACCCACGCCAACACUAAUGUGAAGAACAGCUCAACAACGUACACUUGGAUGCCCCCAGAUGGGGUCAGCAACAUUUAUUUCAAGGCAACAGUUGCUCAACAGCGUACAGUUUACUGGUUGAAUGUAAGAUCAGAGACGCUGGCCAGGAGUUCGAAUGGGGGUGUCCUUUUGGCUGCAGGUGGAAGCUCUGCAGUGUGGGACCAAGGAGGGCUGCUCGUCCUCAUUGCCAACAUUCUGUUAAUCCUGUUCUUCCCCAGCUAGCAACAAUUCUAGAACACCUGGCCGAAACUCCUCUCUGUCAGUCAGACGCUAUGGAACUGCUUGCUUUGACGAUUUAGAAAUAUUGAUAUGAGAGAAUAUUGAAAGUAGAAUGGAGCAAUCACUUAAAGAACAGCAUUGCUU